Cinclus cinclus is the source of this 2320-nucleotide messenger RNA. It is a transcript of the gene PLVAP, whose product is annotated as plasmalemma vesicle associated protein. Bases 1079 to 2320 code for a protein of 413 amino acids. Gene Ontology annotation, biological process: regulation of vascular permeability; positive regulation of cellular extravasation. The record is from RefSeq and is a predicted model, not a curated record. Lineage: Eukaryota; Metazoa; Chordata; Aves; Passeriformes; Cinclidae. The transcript has 6 exons. Gene Ontology annotation, cellular component: caveola.
UGGGGGGCGGAGGGGGGGGGGGGGUGAGGGUGGGAUCGAAUUCCAUUAUUUUGGGGCAGGAAACAAUUCCGGAUAAUUCCAGGGAUGUGCCAGGCAGCGAAAUGGGAUGAAGGAAUGGAAUCCCGAUUUUUUCCCUCUUUUUUUUCUUUUUUUUUUUUUCUUUUUUUUUUUUCCCCCCUUCCCCUCUCUACUCCAGGAUCAACGAUUCCAGAGCCCGGAUAACCCGACAGGAUCGAAUUCCCUGGAAUUCCCACGCUGGGGCUGGGAAUUUUGGGGCAGGACAUCAUUCCAGACAAUUCCAGACAAUUCCAGGGGCGAGCCAGGUACCAAAAGGGGAUGGAAGGAAUGAAAUCCCAAUUUUUUUUCCUCCGCUCCAGGAACGAUCCCAGUGCCCGGAUAACCCAGCAGGAUCGAAUUCCCUGGAAUUCCCAUUCCGGAGCUGGGAAUUUUGGGGCAGGACACAAUUCCAGACAAUUCCAAGGGUGCAGAAAUGGGAUGGAAGGAAUGAAAUCCCAUUUAUUUUUUUCUUUUACUCUCUCCACUCCAGGAACAAUCCCAGCGUUGGCAUAACCCAGCGGGAUUGAAUUCCCUGGAAUUCCCAUUCCUGGUCUGGGAAUUUCGGGGCUGGACACAAUUCCAGGGACGAGCCGGGCACCAAACUGGGAUGGAAGGAAUGAAAUCCCAUUUAUUUAUUUUUCUUUUACUCCCUCCGCUCCAGGAACAAUCCCAGCGACUGGACAACCCGGGCGGGAUCGAAUUCCCACGCCGGGGCCGGGAAUUUCGGCGCAGAACACAAUUCCAGACGGGCGCCGAAACGGGAUGGAAGGAACGAAAUCCUUUUUUUUUUUUUUUUUUUUUCCUCUCUCUCCACUCCAGGAACAAUCCCAGCGGCAGCAGAAGCUUUGCCCGGAUAACCCGGCGGGUCCCCGGGAGCAUCCGGCACGGCAGGAAGGAGCCCGGCAGGAGGAAAUAUUAAAUCCAGGGAUAUAAACACCGCUCCGGGAGCAGCUCCACCCCAACACACCCCCCCUAAAAAGCGGGGUGAAGGCAGGGUGGGGCAACCAGAGCUCGGGCAAGGAUGGAGAAGAGCAGCUUCGCCAUGGCUAAAUUCGGUUUGGAGCACAAAGAGGCGAUCCCAAAGCGCGACUGCGGUUUUUAUGUCAAAUAUAUUUUCCUUUUCACCUCGCUGAUCCAAUUUUUGAUCAUCCUGGGGCUCGUGCUGUUCAUGGUGUACGGGAAUGUCCAGGCGGGCACCGACACUCACCUGAGGCUGCUGGAGGAGCAGGUCCAGAGCCACUACAGCAAGAUUGUGGCCUUGGGUGCCACCAACGCCAACCUGAGCCGCGUCCUCAACGCCACCCUCAAGGACAAGGACAAGGUGCAGGGGAUGGCGCUGAAGGUGCAGAAGGAGCUGGAGAAGUGUAACAGCAGCCAGAAUUCCAACAGCGUGCCCCAGCUGCAGGAGCUCGUGUACCACCAGGUGAAGCUGACCGAGUGCCACAUGCUCGCCACCAUCAUCAACACCACCUGCCACGGUGACAAGCUGGAGCUGCAGCGACAACUGGACCUGGCCAGGUCAUCCAAAAAAACUCUGGAAGAAAAUAACCAGCAGAGCCGGGGUGAGCUGGCCAAAGCCACCCAGGAGAGGGACAGAUGCCAGCAGGACCUGAAGAGCGCCAGGACCGAGGGUGACCUGAGCAGGGUGGAGCUGGAGGUGCAGAAACACAAAUGCAGCUCCCUCCAAAACGACGUGAACGAGAAAUUACCAAGGAUCUCGGAGCUGCUGAAGCAAUUCCAGUGCAAGGAAGCCGAGAACGAGCUGGGGCAGAUCCGGGGUCGCGUGGAGGGUUUGUUCCGACAGCAGCAGGAGAGGGAUUCCCAAUUUAUCUGGAAGGGCACCUGCGAGCUGAGCGUGCAGCAGUGUCGCCUCAACUGCUCCCGGGAAAUGCAGGAGCUGGAGAAGAAGAUCCAGGGGCUGGAGAAGAGGGAGAAAGAUGGAGUGGAGGAGAGGAAAAGGCUGGAGGUGGAGAGGGACAAGGCGGGGAAGGAGCUGGAGGAGAAGAGGAGAGCAGCGGAGGCGCAGGCGGAGGCGCUGAGGGAGAGGCUGGUGGGGUGCAUGGCCAAGAUGCCCCACCUGGAGCUGUCGGGCUCGCGGGUGCCGCUCAGCACCGGCCGCUCGGGCUCCUUCCCAGGCCCGGGCUCCUACAUGGAAUUCCUGAGGAACCCGGCCACGCUGGGCACCAUGGGAAGGAAGAACCUGGAGGACGUCCAGCGGAUGCUGCAGGUGAUGGAGCAGUACCUGAAGACCCCCAGCGGAUAA